Molecule: messenger RNA, 1398 nt
Organism: Impatiens glandulifera
Lineage: Eukaryota; Viridiplantae; Streptophyta; Magnoliopsida; Ericales; Balsaminaceae
Exons: 3
Coding region: 97-1185 (362 amino acids)
Molecular function (GO): nucleic acid binding; zinc ion binding
Source: RefSeq, a predicted model, not a curated record
CCAAAAACCCUAACAUCCGAAUUCUCUGGCAUUCCUCUCCUUCUCCUGCUCAAUCCUGACAGUGACUUUCCUCUGCCUGUAAAUUCCGUUUUUGUCAUGGCUUUCAAUUUUCGACACUGGAACAAUCACGCAGCGCUUUGGCAUCAGCAGCCUCCUUCCGGCGAACUGAUUUUCUUUGCCGGCCAUGCACUUAGAGAGGAUUUUCAUGGGUUGUCCAGUUUCAGACAGCACAUCCAGUACUUUCCCCUCCACCCCAUGGAUCCUCACUUUGCUAUUCAAAGAGAAAUGGAGAAAAAGAUAAUCAGAGAGGAAAUUAUAGAGGCUGAAAUAUUAAGGAGACGUCUGUUGGAAGAGGAGGUGCGGAGAGAAUUGAUGCUUGAGAGACAUAUGGCAUUGCACGGGGAGCUUGAGUCCAUUCACCCAUCUUCAAUGUUGUCCGAUCACAGAAGCUCAGAUUUUCAAUCUGAAACUACAUCUAUCGAGAAAAGACUUGAGGGCUCGGAGUCUAGGCCAUUUCAGCGCAGCUCAAAGCCUAUGAUCUUAGAGGUCAAACCUCGUUCCUUAGUUAGUGAAGGGAACCCCAUAACAAUGCAGGGUAAGCCUAUAAUGCACCUCUCUGGAUUGAAGCGUAAAGCCGAUACACCUCUGGAGGCAGUUAGCACUGAUGGGCUGCCCAUUUCAGCCAGCUCAAAGAAAACUAUGUGGAGUUGUUCCCUUUGCCAUGUUGAUGCUACAUGUGAGUCAGGUUUGAAGGCUCAUCUAAAUGGGAAGAAGCACAAAUGCAAGGAGCUAAAAUUAAGACGAAAUAAUAAUAAUAACAAUAAUAUUGAGGAGAAUAAACUGGAGCCUCUGGAGGAAGGAGAAAUUGAAACAUUGCUAGAAGCUAAGACAGAUUCCCUGCCCAAGAAAGAAGAAGAAGAAGAUUCUACUGUGAAGAAGAAGGUAGAAGAAAGUAAUGAAGUUGGUGAAAUGAAAGUAAAGACUGAGGAGGGAGAAAUUGAAGAUAAAAUGAAAACCGACAACUCGAAUAAGCUUAAGCUCCGGUGCGAUAUAUGUAAGGUUGGACCCUUGGAUCUUAAGCCGAUGAGAGAUCAUAAGAUGGGAAAGAAGCAUUUGAGAAAUGUUAAACUUUUUGGAGGAAGAGUCAUUCCUACAGUUAUCAAAAAAAUUCUUCCAGACAACUGAAAGUGAGGAUUUGGAUCUGGAAGCUGAAACUGCAGAUCUGGUUGCUACAGUAUCUGUCUACACUGUUGGAAAGAACAUGUAGGAGAUUUUUUCUUAUUUUUUGCUACAAAAACAUUUAGAAGAACUAAUUGAAGAGAACUAAAUUUGUGAAUUCCCAUAUAUGGUCAUCUUGUCCACAUGUUUUUGCUUGUUUAUUUGAUAUUUUUCAAACUG